Molecule: messenger RNA, 696 nt
Organism: Oreochromis niloticus (Nile tilapia)
Lineage: Eukaryota; Metazoa; Chordata; Actinopteri; Cichliformes; Cichlidae
Product: olfactory receptor 1468-like
Exons: 4
Coding region: 1-696 (231 amino acids)
Biological process (GO): G protein-coupled receptor signaling pathway
Cellular component (GO): plasma membrane
Molecular function (GO): olfactory receptor activity; G protein-coupled receptor activity
Source: RefSeq, a predicted model, not a curated record
AUGUUACAUCAGCUCACUGAUGGAUGGCAUAAACUGAAUUCAGUUUAUGAGCAUGUGACACACAUAUCUGAAUUUCUACUUGGGUUUUCCAACAUCCCUCAUAUUAGGUAUUUCUAUGUCUUCCUGUGUUUUGUCUACAUCAUGACUGUUUUGGGUAAUGGCUUUCUUCUCUUAGUUAUUUGGCUGGUGAAGACUCUUCAUACUCCUAAAUACAUGAUUGUGUUCAACAUGGCUUUGACAGAUUUGUGUGGGAGCACAGCUCUCAUUCCAAAAGUCUUAGAUACUUUUCUGUUUGACAGGAGAUACAUUUUCUAUGAUCCCUGUUUAGGUUAUAUGUUCUUUGUUGUUUUCUUUGCAAGUAUGCAGUCAUGGACACUUGUCGCGAUGGCAUAUGACAGGCUUAUAGCCAUUUGUCUCCCUUUAAGGUAUCAUAGUAUUGUGACUGAAGCAUCAAUUGCUGCAGUUCUUCUCACUGAGGAGGACUACGUCAAGAGAAGAAAGAUUGGGAUCACUAACAUAGUUGCAUGGGCCUCCUACAUUGAUCCUAAUGCCAGAAUGAUAAAUUACACAUUGACCCACACCAUACCACCUUUGCUCAAUCCUAUUGUAUAUGCUUUAAAGACAGAAGAAGUGAAAAAUGCAAUAAAAAAGCUUUGCAAAAGAAAUAAUGUUAGCAAUACAGUCACAAAAUGCUGA